AUGGGUUCUAUUGGCCCAAAAUGGAACAAGAUUGCAUCCGGUAUUCUAAAGGGUGUGAAGCAUGCCAAAAGGCACGCAUUUGUGAUUAUCGCUACUGAUUACUACUCUAAAUGGGUUGAGGCUGCACCGUUGAAGUCACCAAGUCAGGAAUCGGUCAUCAAGUUCUUCAAAGACUGCAUCAUUUUGAGGCACGGUCUGCCAGAGACCAUUACUACAGAUCAAGGAACUAUGUUUACCGGGAGCGAUAUCACUAGUUUUGCUAAAGAUAUGGGGUUCAGGCCGAAAGCAAGAAAUAAGGCGAUAAAGGGGAUUAUCCAGAAGAUGAUAGAGGACAAUCCAAAACAAUUGCAUCAAUUGUUGCCAGAAGCCAUCUGGGCGAAUCGCACAAGUCAGAAAUCGGCCAUAGGGACUACUCCUUUCAAACUUGUAUAUGGGUAUGACACGAUGUUACUAAUGGAAUUGACCGUGGCUUCUACAAGGCAAAAUAUGCAGCAUGUCCUGACAAAGGCCGAUUAUCAUGACAAAAUGGUGCUUGAGGAUUUAGAUUUGGACGAAGAGCGAUUGUUGGCACUUGACCACCUAGAGGCUCAGAAGAGAAGGGUAGAACGAGUUUACAACAAACGCGUCAAAGGGAAGAAGUUUCAGGUAGACCAACUGGUUUGGAAAGUCAUCUUACCCAUUGGCGCGAAGAAAGAAGCACUAGGGAAAUGGUCGCCAAAUUGGGAGGGACCUUAUAAGAUUUUCCAAGUACUAGGUAACGGCGCAUAUGUACUUGCCGAUAUAGAGGGCCGAGUUCAUGAUAGGGCGAUUAAUGCAAAAUAUCUCAAGAAGUAUGUCCCAAGCUGCUGGGAAGGAGUUUAUAGACGUAUUUUCGAGAAGUGA
Molecule: messenger RNA, 882 nt
Organism: Mercurialis annua (annual mercury)
Lineage: Eukaryota; Viridiplantae; Streptophyta; Magnoliopsida; Malpighiales; Euphorbiaceae
Exons: 3
Coding region: 1-882 (293 amino acids)
Biological process (GO): DNA integration
Molecular function (GO): nucleic acid binding
Source: RefSeq, a predicted model, not a curated record